CUCAGAGCAUCUUCCUCGGAGCGGCACCGCGGCGGGGCGGGCGGGGACGCGGCGGGGACCGAGAGGCGUGAGGCGGCCGAUACCGCUGGCCUCGUAUCUGUCACCUGCUGGAGACCAGGCGGUCUCGAGACUCUGAUCCCCACCCUUCAGCUCCUGGCGCCCCCAGAACCAGGCGUCCCUCCCCCACCUUCCAUCCGAGCCCGCCGCGGGGGAGGGGCUCCACCACCACCGCCGCCGCCGCUGCCUUCCGGGGACUUGGGUACUUGAGCCCUGGCGGCUGGGUCCAUGGCACUGUGAGUCGGCGAGGGAGCCCCGCUCCGCGCGAGGGGCGCCCGGCCCCCUCCCCGCCCCAUGCGCCCGCGGCUCUGAAGCCUGAGCGGGGCCGGGGGCCGGGCGGCGUCGGGGCCGCCGGAGGCAUGGCGCUCGGGAGUCGGUGGCGACCGCCACCCCAGCUGUCGCUGCUGCUGCUGCUGCUGGCGCUGGCGACGGGCGUCCGUGGUUUGGAGUUCGGCGGCGGCCCCGGGCAGUGGGCUCGUUACGCGCGCUGGGCGGGCGCGGCGAGCAGCGGCGAGCUCAGCUUCAGCCUGCGCACUAACGCCACGCGCGCGUUGCUUCUUUACCUGGACGACGGCGGCGACUGCGACUUCCUGGAGCUAUUGCUAGUGGACGGGCGCCUGCGGCUGCGCUUCACGCUGUCUUGCGCCGAGCCCGCCACGCUGCAGCUGGACACGCCGGUGGCCGACGACCGCUGGCACAUGGUGCUGCUGACCCGCGACGCGCGGCGUACGGCGCUGGCGGUGGACGGCGAGGCCCGCGCCGCCGAGGUGCGCUCCAAGCGGCGUGAGAUGCAGGUGGCCAGCGACCUGUUCGUGGGUGGUAUCCCACCCGACGUGCGCCUAUCUGCGCUCACGCUCAGCACCGUCAAGUACGAGCCACCUUUCCGCGGCCUCCUGGCCAACCUAAAGCUGGGCGAGCGGCCACCGGCUCUGCUGGGCAGCCAGGGUCUGCGCGGCGCGGCUGCCGACCCCCUGUGCGCUCCUGCGCGCAAUCCCUGCGCCAACGGUGGCCUCUGUACCGUGCUAGCCCCCGGCGAGGUGGGCUGCGACUGCAGCCAUACCGGCUUCGGCGGCAAGUUCUGCAGUGAAGAGGAACACCCUAUGGAAGGUCCGGCUCACCUGACGUUAAACAGCGAAGUAGGGUCCUUACUGUUCUCCGAGGGGGGGGCCGGGAGAGGAGGAGCCGGCGAUGUGCACCAGCCGACGAAAGGCAAGGAGGAAUUUGUGGCAACCUUCAAGGGCAAUGAGUUCUUCUGCUACGACCUGUCACACAACCCGAUCCAGAGCAGCACUGACGAGAUCACACUGGCCUUCCGCACCCUGCAGCGCAACGGGCUGAUGCUGCACACGGGCAAGUCGGCCGACUACGUCAACCUGUCCCUCAAGUCCGGGGCUGUCUGGCUGGUCAUCAACUUAGGCUCGGGUGCCUUCGAGGCCCUUGUGGAACCCGUCAAUGGCAAGUUCAACGACAACGCCUGGCACGACGUCCGGGUUACCCGAAACCUGCGCCAGGUGACCAUCUCGGUGGACGGCAUCCUGACCACCACAGGCUACACCCAGGAGGACUACACCAUGCUGGGCUCGGAUGACUUCUUCUACAUUGGGGGCAGCCCCAACACAGCCGACCUGCCUGGCUCGCCCGUCAGCAACAACUUCAUGGGCUGCCUCAAGGACGUGGUCUACAAGAACAACGACUUCAAGCUGGAGCUGUCCCGCCUGGCUAAGGAAGGGGACCCGAAGAUGAAGCUGCAGGGGGAUUUGUCUUUUCGUUGCGAGGAUGUGGCUGCCCUGGACCCUGUGACCUUUGAGAGUCCCGAGGCCUUUGUUGCGCUGCCCCGCUGGAGCGCCAAGCGCACUGGCUCCAUCUCCCUGGACUUCCGAACCACUGAGCCCAAUGGGUUGCUGCUCUUCAGCCAGGGCCGGCGGGCUGGGGCCGGGGUAGGCAGCCACAGCUCUGCCCAGAGGGCUGACUACUUUGCCAUGGAGCUGUUGGAUGGUUACCUCUAUCUUCUGCUGGACAUGGGCUCUGGGGGCAUCAAGCUGCGGGCGUCCAGCCGCAAGGUCAAUGACGGCGAAUGGUGCCACGUGGACUUCCAGAGGGAUGGGCGCAAAGGCUCCAUCUCUGUGAACAGCCGCAGCACGCCAUUCUUGGCUACGGGAGAGAGCGAGGUCCUGGACCUGGAGAGUGAGCUGUACCUGGGCGGCCUCCCUGAGGGUGGCCGGGUGGACCUGCCGCUGCCUCCUGAGGUGUGGACAGCUGCUCUGCGGGCUGGCUAUGUGGGCUGUGUUCGAGACCUCUUCAUAGAUGGACGGAGUCGAGACCUCCGGGGCCUGGCGGAGGCCCAGGGGGCUGCGGGUGUUGCCCCCUUCUGCUCCCGGGAGACGCUGAAGCAGUGUGCGUCAGCCCCCUGCCGAAAUGGAGGUGUCUGUCGAGAAGGCUGGAACCGGUUCGUCUGUGACUGCAUCGGGACCGGCUUUCUGGGUCGGGUCUGUGAGAGAGAGGCCACUGUCCUAAGCUAUGAUGGCUCCAUGUACAUGAAGAUCAUGCUGCCCAAUGCCAUGCACACGGAGGCAGAAGAUGUGUCCCUGCGUUUCAUGUCCCAGAGAGCCUAUGGACUCAUGAUGGCCACCACCUCCAGGGAGUCAGCUGACACGCUGCGCCUCGAGCUGGACGGGGGGCAGGCGAAGCUCACCGUCAACCUCGGUAAAGGCCCCGAGACACUCUUUGCGGGGCACAAGCUGAACGACAAUGAGUGGCACACCGUGCGGGUGGUGCGGCGUGGCAAGAGCCUGCAGCUGUCUGUGGACAACGUGACUGUGGAGGGACAGAUGGCAGGAGCCCACACUCGGCUGGAGUUCCACAACAUUGAGACGGGCAUCAUGACAGAGCGGCGGUUCAUCUCUGUGGUGCCCUCCAACUUCAUCGGGCACCUGAGUGGGCUGGUGUUCAACGGCCAGCCCUACAUGGACCAGUGCAAGGACGGGGAUAUCACCUAUUGUGAGCUUAAUGCUCGGUUUGGUCUGCGUGCCAUUGUGGCCGAUCCUGUCACCUUCAAGAGUCGUAGCAGCUACCUGGCUUUGGCUACGCUGCAGGCUUACGCCUCCAUGCACCUCUUCUUCCAGUUCAAGACCACAGCCCCAGAUGGGCUUCUGCUGUUCAACUCAGGCAACGGCAAUGACUUCAUUGUCAUCGAGCUGGUCAAGGGGUACAUCCACUACGUGUUCGACCUGGGGAAUGGCCCGUCCUUGAUGAAGGGAAACUCAGACAAACCGGUCAAUGACAACCAGUGGCACAAUGUGGUGGUGUCCAGGGACCCAGGCAACGUGCACACGCUGAAGAUCGACUCCCGCACUGUCACGCAGCACUCCAACGGUGCCCGCAACCUGGAUCUUAAAGGGGAGUUGUACAUCGGUGGCCUGAGCAAGAAUAUGUUCAGCAACCUGCCCAAGCUGGUGGCCUCUCGGGAUGGCUUUCAGGGCUGCCUGGCCUCUGUGGACCUCAAUGGGCGCCUCCCAGACCUCAUUGCUGAUGCCCUGCACCGCAUCGGGCAGGUGGAGAGAGGCUGUGAUGGCCCCAGCACCACCUGCACCGAAGAGUCUUGUGCCAACCAGGGCGUCUGUCUGCAGCAAUGGGAUGGCUUUACCUGUGACUGUACCAUGACUUCCUAUGGAGGCCCUGUCUGCAAUGACCCUGGGACCACAUACAUCUUUGGGAAGGGGGGGGCGCUCAUCACCUACACGUGGCCCCCGAAUGACCGGCCCAGCACGAGGAUGGACCGCCUGGCUGUGGGCUUCAGCACCCAUCAGCGGAGCGCCGUACUGGUGCGAGUGGACAGCGCCUCCGGCCUUGGGGACUACCUGCAGCUGCACAUUGACCAGGGCACUGUUGGGGUGAUUUUUAAUGUGGGCACCGACGACAUUACCAUUGAUGAGCCCAACGCCAUCGUGAGUGACGGCAAAUAUCACGUGGUGCGAUUUACUCGAAGUGGUGGCAAUGCCACCCUGCAGGUGGACAGCUGGCCAGUCAACGAACGGUACCCAGCAGGAAACUUUGAUAACGAGCGCCUGGCGAUUGCUAGACAGAGAAUCCCCUACCGGCUUGGUCGAGUAGUAGAUGAGUGGCUGCUCGACAAAGGACGCCAGCUGACCAUCUUCAACAGCCAGGCUGCCAUCAAGAUUGGGGGCCGGGAUCAGGGCCGCCCCUUCCAGGGCCAGGUGUCCGGCCUCUACUACAAUGGGCUCAAGGUACUGGCGCUGGCCGCCGAGAGCGACCCCAACGUGCGGACCGAAGGCCACCUACGCCUAGUAGGAGAGGGGCCGUCCGUGCUGCUCAGUGCGGAGACCACUGCCACCACCCUGCUGGCUGACAUGGCCACCACCAUCAUGGAGACCACCACCACCAUGGCCACCACCACCACUCGCCGGGGCCGCUCCCCCACAAUGAGGGACAGCACCACCCAGAACACAGAUGACCUCCUGGUGGCCUCGGCUGAGUGUCCAAGCGAUGAUGAGGACCUGGAGGAGUGUGAGCCUAGUACUGGAGGAGAGUUAAUAUUGCCCAUUAUCACGGAGGACUCCUUAGACCCCCCUCCCGUGGCCACCCGGUCCCCCUUCGUGCCCCCGCCCCCCACCUUCUACCCCUUUCUCACGGGCAUGGGUGCCACUCAAGACACCCUGCCCCCGCCCGCCGCGCGCCGCCCGUCCUCGGGGGGCCCGUGCCAGGCUGAGCGCGACGACAGCGACUGCGAGGAGCCCGUGGAGGCCUCGGGCUUCGCCUCUGGGGAGGUCUUUGACUCCAGCCUCCCCCCCACGGACGACGAGGACUUUUACACCACUUUCCCCUUGGUCACGGACCGCACCACCCUCCUGUCGCCCCGCAAGCCUGUGCCCCGACCCAACCUCAGGACAGAUGGGGCCACGGGCGCCCCCGGGGUACUACUUGCGCCCUCCGCCCCAGCCCCCAACCUGCCUGCGGGCAAAAUGAACCACCGAGACCCGCUGCAGCCACUGCUGGAGAACCCACCCCUGGGGCCCGGGGUCCCCACGGCCUUCGAGCCGCGGCGACCGCCUCCCCUGCGCCCCGGCGUGACCUCAGCCCCCGGUUUCCCCCGUUUGCCCACAGCCAACCCUACGGGGCCGGGAGAACGCGGCCCCCCGGGCGCGGUGGAGGUGAUCCGCGAAUCCAGCAGCACCACGGGCAUGGUGGUGGGCAUCGUGGCGGCGGCGGCGCUCUGCAUCCUCAUCCUUCUCUAUGCCAUGUACAAGUACCGCAACCGCGACGAGGGUUCCUACCAAGUGGACCAGAGUCGGAAUUACAUCAGUAACUCGGCCCAGAGCAAUGGGGCAGUGGUGAAGGAGAAGGCCCCUGCUGCCCCCAAGACGCCCAGCAAGGCCAAGAAGAACAAAGAUAAGGAGUAUUACGUCUGAGCACCCAGUCCAGGCACCGCGCCCCACUGCCAACUGCUCUUCCCGGGAGGCCCGGGAGGAGGGUGCGGCCCUCUCCCUGCAGGGGGACCUGGAGACCCUUUCCCUGGCUGCCUCAGGCUUCUCCCACGAAGAGGAAACGCAAAAAAGAAAAGGAAUAUAACUGUGUGCUCAUCCCCUUCCCUCCCGCUGCCCACGGCGCCGCACUUCAGCUCUGGGGCUGGCUAUCCUUCUCAGCUCUGCGCCGUCCAGGCAGGGCACGUGCUCACAGCCCUGGGUUGAUUUAUUUUUUUAAGGGGGGUAGUUUUAUUUUGGUGGGGCUGGGCGGGAAGGAAGGCUGGGGUUUUUGUAAAGUGUCCACUGCGCCGUUUGUUUAUUUCUCUCGGAUUUUUUCCUUCCUCCCUGUUCCUCUGGCCUUCUUUCUCCUUCCCAGCCCUUCUGUCCUGGUUCAGGCUUGCUGUGUCUCUUGUCCCUACCCUCCUUCUCACCCUCUCCUUCUUUCUUUUUCUUUUUUUAAAUCCUUUUUCUUUUUUCUUUUCUUCUUUCUUUCUUUUUUUUUUUUUUUAAGGAAA
Molecule: messenger RNA, 6052 nt
Organism: Alexandromys fortis (reed vole)
Lineage: Eukaryota; Metazoa; Chordata; Mammalia; Rodentia; Cricetidae
Gene: Nrxn2
Product: neurexin 2
Exons: 21
Coding region: 417-5483 (1688 amino acids)
Source: RefSeq, a predicted model, not a curated record